AUGACUUCAACAAUUUUUUUUGGUUUUAUCUUUCCAGAUUCAUCCACCAGAGCCAAAUUCAACCCUGUCAAGCUGUUUUCCUCAAAAAAGCCAUUACAGAACGUCUUGAGUACGUUUGCUAAGAUGACAAAUUUAAAAACCCCAACUGCUGGAUCCCCUGCCGUCGCUGAAGCUUCCAAAAAGCCAAAUGGCGCCGAGCUUUAUGAGCUUAUGAAAAGACCAACUAAGAUUGUGGCUCCAAUGGUAGAUCAAAGUGAGUUGGCUUGGAGAAUAUUGAGUAGAAAGUAUGGGGCCACUUUGUGCUACACUCCGAUGCUUCAUGCUAGACUUUUUGCCCAAGAUAAGAAGUAUCGUCUAGACAAUUUUUGUUCGUUUGACGGUGAUGCAAAGCUUGAUCGUCCAUUGGUGGUGCAAUUUUGUGCAAAUGAUCCAGAAUAUUUACUUGAAGCUGCAAAGCACGUGGAAGAUCAUUGUGAUGCGGUGGAUUUGAACUUGGGGUGCCCUCAAGGGAUUGCCAGAAAGGGGAAGUAUGGUGCUUAUCUUAUGGACGAGUGGGAACUUAUUCCGAAAUUAAUUGGUACCCUUCAUGAGAACUUGAAAGUGCCGGUUACCGCCAAAAUAAGAGUCUAUCCAAGCAACUCUAAAAAUGCCAGUACUGGGCCAGGACAAAAAGUGGCAAACGGAGCAAAUGAUGAAGAUUUUGACAAGGAGAAAACUUUACAAUAUGCGAGAAUGGUACUCAAAGCCGGGGCGCAAAUUUUAACGGUCCAUGGAAGAACCAGAGACAUGAAAGGUCAAAUGACUGGGGUUGCAAAUUGGAACAUUUUGAAGUAUUUGUAUGAAGAGCUAUCUAAAGAAUUCGAGGAUAUUGACAAGAAGUUGAUUUUUUUUAGCAACGGCAAUAUUUUAUACCCAGAAGAUAUCCAGCGUUCCUUGGACUAUAUUGGAUGCCAGGGAGUAAUGAGUGCUGAGGCUAACUUGUAUAAUCCAGGAAUUUUCCUGAACGUAUUCCCUGAGGGCACCAGUGAAGAAGAAAUCAAGGAAAGGCAAUUUCCAAGAGUAGAUAAGAUUGCUCGUGAAUAUUUAGAAAUCAUCAAGUCUGUGCAACCGGAAUCUGUGGCAUCCAAGCACGCAAUCAAGGCGCAUUUUUUCAAACUUUUGAGACCAUUUGUUGAUGUUCAUAAAGAUAUUCGUCAGAAGAUUGCCACAACAUCCGUCAAAGGACCUUUGGAAGAUUGGGAGGCGAUUGUAAGGGUAGUGGAGGAAACUGUGUCCAAAAUAUUUGAGGAUCCAGAAAUCCAGGAUAAAGAUAAGAUCAUCAUUGGACCAAAGGAAUGGUGGGGUGGUAGUUACAAAACUAUUCCAUAUUGGAGAUGUCAACCUUAUUUUAGAAAAGUUGAUGGUAAGUUGGUGGUUGAGGAUAUCAAGGAGAAAAAGUUAACUAAUUUGGAAAACGGGUUAAAGAGAAAGCAGGAAGACGGGGAAGGUAACGAGGAAGGAUCCAAAGAUUGUAAAAAACAACAAACGACCAAGACCACUGCUUGA
Saccharomycopsis crataegensis is the source of this 1545-nucleotide messenger RNA. It is a transcript of the gene DUS1, whose product is annotated as tRNA dihydrouridine synthase. Gene Ontology annotation, molecular function: flavin adenine dinucleotide binding; tRNA dihydrouridine synthase activity. The coding region runs from base 1 to 1545 and encodes 514 amino acids. The record is from RefSeq and is a predicted model, not a curated record. Gene Ontology annotation, biological process: tRNA processing. The transcript has a single exon. Lineage: Eukaryota; Fungi; Ascomycota; Saccharomycetes; Ascoideales; Saccharomycopsidaceae.